CCGACACUUCCGGAAUCUGCGGAAACGGUCCGUUGCCAUGGCGGCUAUGUACACAGUUCUGCAGCCGCGAAUGCAGGGCCGCGGUCGCUGCUCCUGCAGCGGUCGCGCGGCGGGAGGGCCUCUGCCUCGGGAGCGUGACCGAAGAUGGACCCACAUGUGGAGAUUCAGCCAGCCACCCUCUGACUUCCAGCCAUGACCAUCACUACCAACCACCAUUUCUUGAGUACCUGUUCUGUGCUGGGCACUGUUCUGGACAUUGAAGGGGGAUUCAAAAGAGAGAAAGCACAGUUCUGUCCCACAAGCAACUUGUAAUUUACUUUGGGAGCGGAAACCCACUCAAAUGAUGUGGCGUAAGAAUGGUAACAAGCGUUAUUUCACUAGAAUGGGUACUAGGAAAAAAGUUCAUACCUUUGUCCGUGUCAAACCCACCGAUGACUUUGCUCACGAAAUGAUCAAAUACGGAGACGACAACAAAAGCAUUGAUAUUCACUUAAAAAAAGAUACUCGGAGAGGGGUUGUCAAUAACCAGCAGACAGACUGGUCGUUCAAGCUGGAUGGAGUUCUCCACAAUGCCUCCCAGGACUUGGUUUAUGAGACGGUCGCAAAGGACGUGGUUGCUCAGGCUCUCGACGGAUACAAUGGUACCAUCAUGUGUUACGGGCAGACGGGAGCCGGCAAGACAUAUACCAUGACAGGGACAACUGAGAAUUACAAGCACCGGGGGAUCCUUCCUCGUGCCCUACAGCAGGUUUUUAGGAUGAUUGAAGAACGCCCCACACAUGCCAUCACUGUGCGUGUUUCCUACCUGGAAAUUUACAAUGAGAGUCUGUUUGAUCUCCUGUCCACUCUGCCCUAUGUCGGACCAUCAGUCACACCAAUGACCAUCGUGGAAAACCCUCAAGGGGUCUUCAUUAAGGGCUUGUCAGUCCAUCUUACAAGUCAGGAGGAGGAUGCAUUCAGCCUCCUUUUUGAGGGAGAGACCAACAGGAUUAUAGCCUCCCACACAAUGAAUAAAAACUCAUCCAGGUCGCACUGCAUUUUCACCAUCUAUGUGGAGGCUCAUUCGAGGACCUUAUCAGACGAAAAGUACAUCACUUCCAAAAUUAACUUGGUGGAUCUAGCGGGCUCAGAAAGGCUGGGAAAGUCUGGGUCUGAGGGCCGAGUCCUGAAGGAAGCCACCUACAUCAACAAGUCGCUGUCAUUCCUGGAGCAGGCCAUCAUUGCCCUCGGGGACCAGAAGCGGGAGCACGUCCCCUUCCGGCAGUGCAAGCUUACCCACGCCCUCAAGGACUCAUUAGGGGGAAAUUGCAAUAUGGUUCUCUUGACAAACAUCUACGGAGAAGCCGCCCAGUUAGAAGAGACGCUGUCUUCACUGCGGUUUGCCAGCAGGAUGAAACUGGUCACCACUGAGCCUGCCAUCAACGAAAAGUAUGAUGCUGAGCGAAUGGUCAAGAACCUGGAGAAGGAGCUGGCACUGCUCAAGCAGGAGCUGGCCAUCCACGACAGCCUGGCCAACCGCACCCUUGUGAACUACGAUCCCAUGGAUGAAAUCCAGAUUGCUGAGAUCAACUCCCAGGUGCGGAGGUACCUGGAGGGGACACUGGACGAGAUUGAUAUAAUCAACCUCAGACAGAUCCAGGAGGUGUUCAACCAGUUCCGGGUGGUUCUGAGCCAACAGGAACAGGAAGUGGAAUCUGCUUUGCGCAGGAAGUAUACCCUCAUAGAUAAGAAUGACUUUGCAGCCAUUUCUGCGGUCCAGAAGGCAGGGCUUGUGGACGUUGAUGGCCACCUAGUAGGUGAGCCUGAUGGACAAGGCUUUGGACUCGGGGUCACCCCUUUCUCUGCCAAACCUGGGAAGAAAUCCAAGUCCAAGAAGACCUUCAAAGAGCAGCUCAGCUCCUCAGCAAGAAAGGAAGGUGCCAGCAGCCCUGUGAGUGGCAAGGAGUUGGAUGUCUCUACGUCCAAGACCCAGCUGACCCCAUCCUCCAAGGAGGGGGAUGUCAAAGACAUGACUAUACGGGAACGGGAGACCUCCAGCCUUGAGCCCCUUCCUUCGGACUCCCCAAAGGAGGAAUUACGCCCACCCAGGCCCAGUACCCCACCCCCCAAACCUGUGGCCUUCGAGGACUUUAAGAACGAGCGAGGCAGUGAGAUCAACCGCAUCUUCAAAGAGAACAAAUCCAUUUUGAACGAGCGGAGGAAAAGGGCCAGCGAGACCACACAGCGCAUCAAUGCCAUCAAACGGGAGAUGGACGUGACCAAGGAGGCACUAAAUUUCCAGAAGUCACUCCGGGAGAAACAAGGUGAGUAUGAGAACAAGGGGCUGAUGAUCAUCGAUGAGGAGGAAUUCCUGCUGAUCCUGAAGCUCAAAGACCUCAAGAAGCAGUACCGUACUGAGUAUCAGGACUUGCGAGACCUCAGGGCAGAAAUCCAGUACUGCCAGCACUUGGUGGAUCAGUGUCGUCACCGCCUGCUCACAGAAUUUGAUAUCUGGUACAACGAGUCCUUCUUCAUCCCCGAGGACCUACAAGUGGCACUGAAGCCAGGCGGCAGCAUCCGGCCAGGCAUGGUGCCUGUCAGCAGGAUCAUGUCCCUGGGAGAAGAUGCCCAGGACAAGUUCAGCCAGCUGCAGCAGGUGGUGCUGCCCGAGGGCCCUGACUCUAUCGCCUUCUACAAUGCCAAAGUCAAGACAGAACAGAAGCACAAUUACUUGAAAACCAUGAUGGGCCUCCAGCAGGCACACAGAAAAUAGGGAUUCAUCGCCAGUGCCUUCAAGGACAAGACCCCCAGUAACUCCUGCUGCUCUGGAGUGGGGCUGCCAAACCCCUUGCCCAGAGUUCCAGACAGCCUGCUCCAAUGCUGGAGCCCAGCCCAGAGGACUCACAAUGGCCUGCCUCCCAACAGGAACAUCCUUCACAGGACACUCAUCUUCACAGACCACUUUUGGUUUCAAUUCACUGUUUUAUAUGCAGGGACAGGAUAAAAUAAUUUUCUAGCUUGGA
This is a messenger RNA of Neofelis nebulosa (Clouded leopard), 3002 nucleotides long. RefSeq names its product kinesin family member 9 (gene KIF9). The transcript has 22 exons. Bases 341 to 2752 code for a protein of 803 amino acids. Gene Ontology annotation, molecular function: ATP binding; microtubule motor activity; microtubule binding. Gene Ontology annotation, biological process: microtubule-based movement. The record is from RefSeq and is a predicted model, not a curated record. NCBI's taxonomy places the organism in Eukaryota, Metazoa, Chordata, Mammalia, Carnivora, Felidae.